Andrographis paniculata is the source of this 526-nucleotide messenger RNA. RefSeq lists its product as uncharacterized. The coding region runs from base 58 to 372 and encodes 104 amino acids. The transcript is spliced from 2 exons. Lineage: Eukaryota; Viridiplantae; Streptophyta; Magnoliopsida; Lamiales; Acanthaceae. The record is from RefSeq and is a predicted model, not a curated record.
AACAAACACACUUCAUAUUAUCACAAAUUGAUAGUUUUGAGAUUAAUUGUGAAGAUCAUGAAAACUCCUAUGGAAAAAUUAGCAAUAAUUUUAGCCGUUGCAUUUUUUUGCAGCCUCCUUCGACAGGGCGCGGCACAAGAUGAAAAUCUGCCGUGCACGUUGCCGGGCACCAACACUACACGGUGCGCAAGGCUUCUUGCUCGCGGAUUUGAGAUAUUUUGCUGUGACUUAGCGACAGUCGACUUUGCUUGCUUGUGCACCUCAACUAACCUUCCGGGCAUCCUCGAUCCGGGAACCUUGAUUAAUAUGGGAAGAAGUUGUUCUUACCAACUUCCGGAUGUCUGCAAUAACUCUUUGCCUACGGUAAAUUAGCGAAGAAAUAUAACAAAAUGAUAUGUUCUCUUCAAGCCAUUUGCACCGUGUAUUAUUUGUUUCAAGUUUAUUGUAUCUUUCUUUUCAAUAAGUGAUGAUAAUUGUGCAAUUGUUGAUGUCUAUAUUCUAUCAUUAUAAGAUUUAUGAUAUUAUG